CAUCGUCUGAAUUCGGCACGCCUGCACGCAACAGAGGUAUGCCUCCAAAGCAAGGGAAGGCACAGAGGGGGGGACAGGCCCAGUUGGGGCCCAGCGGAAGCCGCCAAAAGCCCGGCCAUCAAGCACAGAACAACGAAGCGCCGCAGGAGGACCCCCUGGUGGCCGUCAUUCUCGCCGACUCGUUCGACUCGCACUAUGCGCCGUUGACCAUUGAUGCUCCUCGCUGCCUGCUCCCGCUCGCCGGUGUGCCCCUGAUCGAUUACAGCGUCGAAGCUGCUGCGAUUGCGGGAGCACAGCACGUGUAUGUGCUCUCAUGUGCUCAUUCUACGCAGAUCAAGCGCUACGUCACCGAGGAGCUCGAGACCAAGCUCCAUCUCAAAAUGCAAGGCAUCGGUGUGACGGUCAUGUCGACGCCCGAGGCGAGAAGCACAGGCGAUGUCAUGCGAGAGCUUGAUGCCAAGCAGGUCCUCCGCUCCGACUUUCUCCUUUUCCAGCCCGACUGCGUCACCAACCUCGAUCUCCGCAGCGCCGUGCAGAGGCACAAGGAACGGAGAAAGGUGGACAAGGACGCCAUCAUGACGAUGUGUGCCACGCGGGUCAAUGAGAGAAGCGCGAUCAGAUCAAGAGCCGAGCAAGCUAUCCACUAUCUCGACCCAACUACAAGCCAGGUGCUGCACUACGAGACGCAGUACCCGCAUUCAUCGCAACCGACCAAGCGUGCGACGCUGCCGGGAGAGCUGCUACAGUUCGAUGACAAGUCGGGUCAUGCCGACAUCGAUGUGCGCACAGAUCUCAUCGGAGCAGGCGUCGACAUCUGCAGCAUCGACGUGCCGCCGCUCUUUUCGGAGAACUUCGAUUACCAGAGCUUGCCGCUCGACUUUAUCCCCGGCAUCCUCACGUCGGACCUCUUGGACAGCAAGAUCUUUGUCGAGAUCAAGAGCAACGCAUACAGCGCGCGAGCAAAGGAUACGGUAACCUUUGAUGCCAUCGCGCAAGAUGUCCUGAGGAGAUGGACGAGUCCCAUGGCACCUGGCAGCAGCGCGUGGAUCGGCGGCAUGUAUGCGGAAAAGCCUGGCUGGCGAUACAUUGGCGAGGGCGUCAAGAUGGACCGCACCGUCACGCUUGGGAACAACGUCAUGGUGGGAAGCAAGACGACGCUCGGGACCUCGUCAAGCGCGUCGAGAAGCGUCCUGGGCUCCGGCGUCACCGUCGGAUCCUCGAGCAGCAUCACAGGGUCACACCUCUUUGACAAUGUCAAAGUGGGCUCAAAUUGCCACAUUGAAAGGUCGAUCAUCGGCCAAGGCGCCCAGAUCCUUGAUGGCGUCACACUCGGAAAGGGUUGCCUGAUUGGCGGUGGAUGCAUCGUAGGACCCAACGUGAAGCUGGCCGCGGGGACGAGAGUGGGGAGACGCAGCAUCAGCGACGUCGAGGAAGACGACUGGGGGAGCGAGCAGAGCGUCGAGGGGAGCAGCGCUCCAGCCGAUGCCGCCCUUGGAAGCAAGGCAGCUGGCUACCUGUGGCCCAACGUCCUGUCGCACCAGUCAGAGGGAGGAAAGGGACAGGGAUCAGAUGAGGACGACUCCGAGGAGGAGGAAGGAGACGAAGAAGAAGAUCUUGCCACCCGUCGCGUUCGUGCGCUGGGCUAUGAUGAGCCGCGUGCCGCAGAGCAGACCCGAGGAGACGGCAGGGAUGGAGACGAGGACGAUGAGAGCGUCUCGUCCAUCGAAGGCGACAGCGAGCUUUCUGCUUCGGACGGUGAAGACGACGACGACGAUACCAAGUCUGCUGUUUCCUCCACCAUUUCUGGUGUGGGCAACAUCAACCUGACGCUUGACGACGCGGCCGACACGGCAGCGGAGCAGGCGCAGCGCAAGUCGCAGCUGCAGGAGUUCAAGAACGAGGCCGUGGCGUCGCUGACGCGGGCCUUUGACGAGGGUCACACGACGGACAAUGCAGCGAUUGAGCUCAAGACGCUUCGUAUGGCCUCGAACGUGGCCCUGGCCGAGGUCCGGCGCAUCGCCAUCGACUUUCUCCUGCAGCGCUGCGAUGCGAACAAACCAAAGGACGUCGAGGCCUUGCUGAAUCGAUGGGGCCCACUGCUGGCAAAUGUGGCCGCUGACGACCAGGUCGAGGCCCUUGUCAUGGUCCAGUCUUACUGCGCCAGCCAUCCCGCCACGCACGGAGCGCUGUUUGUGCCGCUGCUCAAGAAGUUCUACAAUGACGAUGUCGUGUCCGACGAAAGCAUCGUGGCGUGGUGGAGAGCAAAGGAGUCGCGGAUGGGAAGCGAAAAGAUGGUCGAGCUGAGGCAGCGGGCAGAGGGCGUCGUCCGUUAUAUCCUCGAAGACGACGAGGACGAGGACGAUGAUGACGAAGAUGACGAUGACGAAUGAAGACUAUCUUGCACUGCACCAAGGGCACAAUUUUAUUCAACAAUACAACGAAAUUCCAUCAUAUUCAAGCCUGAGAGAAGAGCUUCCGAGGAUAAGGAGAACAUACAGUGAAGUGACAACCUUGCGGUCAAGUGUAAUCGUGUUCACAUUAGUCGAAGACCUGAGAAGAGAAGAACGACCAAUUGGGAUGGUCAGCUGUCGUCGUCUCGAGCAGGCUAGCCACUCUUUCCCCUCAGACUCACAAUGACGUUCCUAAACUGGGGCUUGCCCGUCUGCGUCUCCUCGUAUGCAUCGUGGGCCUUGUCGAGAGGGAAGGUGUUGACCAUGGCCUUGAUGCCGCUCAGGCUGGA
This is a messenger RNA of Acaromyces ingoldii, 2740 nucleotides long. RefSeq lists its product as hypothetical. The transcript has 2 exons. The record is from RefSeq and is a predicted model, not a curated record. Gene Ontology annotation, molecular function: guanyl-nucleotide exchange factor activity; translation initiation factor activity; translation initiation factor binding. Gene Ontology annotation, cellular component: eukaryotic translation initiation factor 2B complex. The coding region runs from base 39 to 2390 and encodes 783 amino acids. Lineage: Eukaryota; Fungi; Basidiomycota; Exobasidiomycetes; Exobasidiales; Cryptobasidiaceae.